Acinonyx jubatus (cheetah) is the source of this 1541-nucleotide messenger RNA. It is a transcript of the gene MRM2, whose product is annotated as mitochondrial rRNA methyltransferase 2. Gene Ontology annotation, biological process: RNA methylation. The record is from RefSeq and is a predicted model, not a curated record. The transcript is spliced from 3 exons. Gene Ontology annotation, molecular function: rRNA (uridine-2'-O-ribose)-methyltransferase activity. Gene Ontology annotation, cellular component: mitochondrion. NCBI's taxonomy places the organism in Eukaryota, Metazoa, Chordata, Mammalia, Carnivora, Felidae. Bases 122 to 862 code for a protein of 246 amino acids.
UCAGACCCGGGAUCGCGCGCGCUUUCUGAACAAGGGAGCCGCGGAAGCGGGGGGGGCGUGGCCUCGGGCCGGAAGCGAGGCCGGCACUUCCGGCGCGGGGGACGGGAGCGGAUCGGCGCCCAUGGCUCGGUCCUUGAAGCUGGUACGUGCGUCCCUUCAGCGGCAAAGGUUUCACACCGCCGGGAGCCACUACAAGGGUCGGACCGCUGCUGAGCACCUGUGGCUGACACGUCAUUUGAGGGACCCGUUUGUGAAGGCAGCGAGGGUGGAGAGUUACCGGUGCCGGAGUGCCUUCAAGCUCUUGGAGGUGAACGAGAGGCACCAGAUCCUGCGGCCCGGCCUCCGGGUCUUAGACUGUGGGGCGGCUCCCGGGGCGUGGAGCCAGGUGGCCGUGCAGAGGGUCAACGCUGCGGGCGCAGAUCCCGGUGCUCCUGUGGGCUUUGUGCUUGGGGUAGACCUUCUCCACAUAUUCCCCCUGGAGGGGGCAACUUUUCUGUCCCCCGCUGACAUGACUGACCCCAGAACCGUCCAGAGAGUCCGAGAGCUGCUUCCUGGCGGGAGAGCAGAUGUCAUUCUGAGUGACAUGGCACCCAACGCCACAGGGAUCCGGAGCCUGGAUCACGACAGGCUCAUUAGCCUGUGCUCGUCCCUUCUGGACGUGGCUCCAGAUGUUCUGCACCCCGGCGGAACGUUCCUCUGCAAAACGUGGGCUGGAAGUCAAAGCCUUGGGUUACAGAAGAGACUGGCCGAGCAGUUCCAGAACACCAGGACUGUGAAGCCUAGAGCCAGCAGGAAGGAAUCUUCAGAGGUGUACCUCUUGGCCACACAGUACCGAAGAGCGAAGGGGCCUGUGGAGGACUGAGGGCUGCCUCUGCCAUUUGUGGUCCUCGUUCACUGCAAGUGUGGUCUGAGCUCUUUCCUGGAGUGUGGCUGGAGGGGUCAGAGCUUGAUCCGGGUCGUGGCUGGCAGGACGAGGGUGGGACCUUUCUUUGAAACAGUGUAUUCACUGGUCAUGAUAUAUGAAAAAAACUAGUCCCUAAGUGACCUUAGGUGCAGAGGAAGGAUGAAAAGACAGUGGGAAGGAGAAACCUUGAUGUAACACUGGACUCAACUGGCUGUUCACUUGUAACAGAGUUUCCACCAUUGCUCCCAGAAGGCAACACCCAGGCUGUGGUUAUACAGUGUAGCGAAUGCGAAUGAAAAUCUGAAAUUUCCACCUGGGGGUUAAUUUCCAUCUCUCUGGUGAAUGGUGUGGAAAUUAAUACUUUCAAGCAACCGGAACCGGGGGCAGCUAUGGAAGACAUUUCAUGUGAAUUUUGCAGGGGGUGGUGUGCUUGUUUUGUUGCUGGAGAUCCGCGUUGCUGUAAUACUCCAGGCCCCUAAGACUGGAGUUGCCAAAGCAAGCAGCCACGUGGAGUGCUGUAUUUCCUUUUACUCUCUUCCAGGAACUUGAUGCAGCUUUAUAAAACAAUGUAGAUUGUGUUUAUUUAAGGGAUUUCCAUGCUUUGAAGUUUGUUUCUAUAAAAAUUGUUUUUUUCAAA